AUGGGGCGCGGAGACAAGGCAUGGAGUGCAGGGAAGAAGGUUUCUUCUGGGAUCAGCACGGGACAAGCCAGGGAUGCAGGAGCAGGAAUGAUCUUGUCACUGCAGGCAACCAUGUUAUGUAUACGGGCAGCCACAAAGUGCUGCUGCCCCUCCGGUGUGCUCUGUGCCACACGCCGUGUCUCGAGAAUCCUUGCAGCAAUCUCUGAGGCUGCAAGGGGAAUCAUCUGGGAUGGAGCUGCUGCUGAUCAUUCCAGUGCACCCGCCGUAGCUUUCUACUCUCCAUCCGGCACUGGGUUUCCCUGGCAGCUGCUUCUGGAACUGGCUCCCACUUCUCCCACUGCUGCUGCUGCUGCUCCUGCUCCUCCUCCUGCUCCUGCUGCUGCUGCUGCUGCUGCUGCUGCUGCUGCUGCUGCUGCUGCUGCUGCUGCUGCUGCUGCUGCUGCUGCUGCUGCUGCUGCUGCUGCUGCUGGUGCUGGUGCUGGUGCUGGUGCUCCCACUGCUGUUCCCACUGCUCCCACUUCUGCUGCUGCUGCUGCUGUUGCUGCUGCGGCACCUUGCCGUCGGAUAUCCCUGCAGAGUGAAACACUGAGCAGAAAAGCCAUCCGCGUUCCAUGCAGCGCCUCUACCAUGCAGCACCCCACCACUGCUGCCACACAUUAA
Closterium sp. Naga37s-1 is the source of this 660-nucleotide messenger RNA. Lineage: Eukaryota; Viridiplantae; Streptophyta; Zygnematophyceae; Desmidiales; Closteriaceae. The record is from the annotation of a GenBank genome assembly.